Molecule: messenger RNA, 9324 nt
Organism: Hyla sarda
Lineage: Eukaryota; Metazoa; Chordata; Amphibia; Anura; Hylidae
Gene: ICE1
Product: interactor of little elongation complex ELL subunit 1
Exons: 20
Coding region: 206-5803 (1865 amino acids)
Source: RefSeq, a predicted model, not a curated record
AGUCGCGGCGUCCAUUGGCUGAUAGCAGGCCUGUGGGCUGUCCACGGCAAGGAAGUGUUUUCCUGGGAGACUCACUACUUCCGGGACAUGCCGUAGUGUUCGUUACAUCCCGGCGGAACAUGGUUCUUUAUCGCCUGAAGCGGUACAGCUGGCUGAUAUAGUUCCCGUAGUCUUCACUGACCAGGGGUGGUCAGUGAUCCUCAUCAUGAUGCCUGGGGAGACCCACUCAAAGAUGGCUGGCAUUGCAUCAGAGGCAGCAGGGUCCUGUCAGAACUGUACAUCCUUGCAACAGAGUUUGAAUGAAUAUGUUGCAGCUUUAAUUGCCCUGAAGCAAAAAAUUAUUGACUCGGACCAGCUACUUGCAGAGCACCAACAGAAGUGUGAUGAUCUUCAGUAUGCAGAAAGGCAGAAUGAAACGCUCAGGUGUCAGCUGGAACAAAUGUUGCAGAAAAUAUCUCCUCAGGAACAACACUUAGAGGAACUAACAUCUUUAAAAGCUCAACUGGAAGAGAAGACGUCUACUCUGAAGAUCUACCAGCAAACUCAACUGGAGUAUGUCAGAGUGAAGGAAGAGUGCGAAAAGAGUGAUAUUGCGAAGAAAAAACUGGAAGCAAAGUUGAAGAAAAUGGAAGAGGCAGCUGCAAAACAUGAUAAAGAUUAUAAACAGCUGAGAUUGGAAAAGAAAGUUAUUGGAAAGGAACUGAAGAAAAUACAGAAAAAGCUUGAUUGCUUUCAGAAGGAAAAGAGCAAGAAAGUGGCUAUGAAAAAUGCACAGACUCAAGUUGCAAGAAAGGAGCCUGUUGUGAAGUUAGACAAACAAAAAAUUAAGUAUUUACUAGAAGAAAUUUGGGGAUGCGUAGAGUCUUCCGCAGAAAAUGGUGAUUGUAAUCUACUGAUGUUUGAUAAAAGACUAAGAAAAAUCAAGAGUUCUUCUGAGUGCAAACUGUCUAGCCACAAUAAUCUUGAAGUCAAUCAAACACAUAACCCUCUCACUGAAUUAGAUACAGUACACGCAUCAUUACCCUUGACUAAGCAAUGUAAUUCGCCUCACAAUGAGCCAGCUGUGGUUGAGUUAAUGGACGUCAGUGAUUUUGGUGGUGAUGCAGCUCUUAAGAUCGUGGUCUCCAAGGACCUUAGUGACUGUAGCUCGGUAAAUUCUGAUUUGGAAAGUGACAUAGAUGAAUUAUGGGAAGCACAAGAUUGGGCUAAACCUCUCCCAAAUCUUUUAUCACCUAUACAUUGUUCACCAUUAACAGUAAAGAAUGUGUUUGGCGAAAUCACAGACUCGAGUGAAGAUGAGAGCAUUAGUGAAAGGGAUCGGUCAAACGGUGUUUCUCAACCAAAGAUAGAAAGUAGUCUUGCGAAUGGGACUGAUAAAAAUAGUAAUUUGAAUCAUGAGGUUGAGCAUGUUUUGGAAGUUACAUGUAAUUUUGAUGAUCCUGACCUAACCACAGAAAUUCAAACAAACAUGCAUGACCUUAAGCAGACUACUGACAUAUUGCCUUUGCAUGAAGCACAGGCAGUGACUAAGGAUCCCAUACAAAUGGAAUGUGAGAAAAGAAUUCAUCCUCUUACAAACAGCACAACAUGCACUGAAGAAUUUCUUACCGACUCCUUGAAUGACCCUGGACCCAGAUCUCAAAGUCCUAAGUUUUGUGAAAGUCCGUUAACUGAAAUUGAAAAUGUAGCUAUGUCUCUGGAUGCAGACAGUGGGAUUCAAGAUUCUGUUUGCCAUACAGAAAAAGAUAAAUUGCGAUUAGAUAAUACAACUACUAGUUGUAGUCAAUCGGGAAAUGUAAAGAAGCCAAGUGAAAUUGUAGGUAAAAUUAAUGACCUGACAGGUAAUAGUGAACCUUUAGGAAGCAUUGUUGCCAACAAAAGUCCCACCCCUGAAAAACCUCUUGCUCAAAAUGAUUUAAAACCACAUAAGGAUAUAUUAUCUGGGGACAAGCCUAAUGUUACCACCCUAAGCUGUGACCAAGAAACUUUGUUAAAUAUGCAAUCUGAUAAUUGUUCAAAAAAUGAAGAGUCAAGCUCUCUAAAUGAUUUACUACAUGGUAAACAAAAUAUGUCAAAUGACUACAGUGCACACUCUAAGGAUACUAUUUGGCAACAAUCUUUGCAAAAUUCUGGUGAUGGUGAUUUGUCCAAAGUUAGUGAAGAGAAUUUAGAUAAAGCAUUAAACCCGAUGUCUACCUUAAUGAAUAAUUGCACUGAAGAGACAGAUCAACCUUGUAUAACUAGUCAUGAAAAAUCAGUUCUGCAAGACCUUGAACAAAGCCAACAGAGUGAGCCAUUAAGGCAGACACCACCUUUACUUAGUAGCAAUAAUUUGUCAACAGUUUUGGAUUGCAGAGUACAUAUAAACAAAACAUAUGAGACACAUAUUGACAAAGUUGCAAAUGUGAUGAAUGAACACAAUACUUUUACUUCAAUGGAGUCACAAUGUAAAAUUGUAGACAAAGAAGAAUGUGAUCUGGAAAAAUGUUCAUUACAAAAUGAAAUGUUAGACCAUGAACCUGAGCAACAAAAUUGCAGUGAUUUUGAAAUAGACAAAGUGGCCAGUGCAUUUAUAUUCCAUAAUAAAGCUGAACAGUAUGAAAGGACACUAUCAGAACCUGUUGACCACUCUUCUCCUGCCUCACCAGUAAAUCAAAAAGCUGAAACAGAGCUGCAGUCAUCACAGAUAGACACUUCAAAGUUGGGGAUUUGUGAUAGUAAAGUUUCUCAAUCUUCUACUGUAUAUCCGAAUGACAAGUGUUUGCCUUGUAUUGAUUUCAAUACUGACUCAUCUAGUCCUGAUAUAGAUAAUUCUAUUCAUCAAGAUUUUAAUCAGCCUUCUGUGCUCAGCUCCAGUCCUGUUGACUUGGCAGUAGAUCAUGAACACAAAAAAGUAGAAAACAGAGUUGAAACCCAAUGUCGAAAAGAAGCUCAGAGUAUAGAAUUCAGCAAUGACUUGAAUUCCAGCAUUUCAGAAGAGAAAAACACAAUCCUUUGUCCCCUUUCAAAGGCUGAUCUUACAGGUGUAAAAGCCACAUCAUCAUCUAAAGUAUUGCCUGUUGUAUUGGAAGAGUUGCAGCAUCUUCAUAUACCUUCAGAAUCAGAUGACUCCUUUAAAAUAGUAAAAAAAGAUGCAUUGGAUGUAUCUUUAGACAGCAGCGAAAGUGACUAUGAGUUUCCAAUUCGUAAGGUGAACUUCACACGCCCAACCUUAAACGAUCAAGUUGUCAAAAAUGAAUCCUUCAGAAAUUCUUCUGAUGCCACUAAAAGUGGUGAUAAUGCAAUAUCUAUUAUGAAAAAGCAAGACGACCUACAGGAACACACUGAUCAAAAUGGCAAACCUGUUGCUACAGUAAUAAAGCCUUCAACUCAUUCUAAUGAUUCUAAAGUGGAAAAGGACAUACUGAUAGAACCUAGAAAUUCAGCUUUGCACACUUUAGAUACAGAGUCAGAGACUUGUGAAAGAAAUGCAGGUGCAGAUGGCUCUUCAGAUGGAAAAUCUAAGGAUCACUCUUCUUUGGAAGAAUCCGCAAGACAGGAUGAUAUUUCUGACCUUGUUAACUCUGAUAACGGUGCUGAGAAAAAUGUUAAAAAUGAUGCUGAAACCGAAGGUCAAAGAAUUCUUCCUGGUAAAAAUCUAAUUUGGAAUUUUAGUAGACCUGAUGAUUUUGUUGACCCAAGAACAGUGUGUUUAACCCGAAAACAGAAGACAAAUUCUGAAAAUGUAUGUGUUAAUUCAAACAAUUCGGUCAGUAAAAGCUUUCAAACUCUAACAAAAGAAAAUAUUCCACAUAGGCUUCCUCAUGUGGGAACAGUUCCUGUAAAUGCUCAGGUAGGGCAAACCGUUUUAGCAACUGCUGACACCUCGACCAGUACUGGUCUUUCUCCUGAAACGAUUAAUAAAGUUAGGUCUGAAAUGGGUCCGCCAUUGCCUCCCCUACUGGGUCCUUUGUUGCCAACUCCUCCAAGAAGUAUGCGCAGUCUCUCACCCAUUAUGUCCUCUUCAAGUCGUUCAUCAUUACCAUCUCCCCUAGAUGAGUUGAUCUCUCCCUUACCAGGAACACCAUUUCCACCGUUGAUGUCGCCAUUGUGUGAUGGGCGUAAACGAAAAUCUCCUAUAUUUAAUACCCCGUCUCCUGCUGAGAAAGCAAACCAAAGAAUAUUGUCUUCUCCUUUGCAAUUUUGUGCAGCCACUCCAAAACACGCUGUUCCUGUGCCAGGAAGGUUGCCUCUUUCUGCAAAUGGAAGUUCUGCAUGUAAUGUUCAAGAAAAUUCUGUAAAAAUUCUAGAUACUAUGUAUCCAGAAUUGUCUGCACGGGCCAGGACUCUGAACAUAUUAAAAGGUAAUGUUCAUUUAAACAGAGGCAUGUCUGGAGAUAGCCAAAAUGUGCCUGUUAGCCAGAUUACUGGUUUCAAGUCAAUUACAUCCACUUCAACAGUAUUCAUAAAAACUGGGAGCAAUUCAAAUACAAGCAAUAAAGAGAAACCAAACACCUGUGAAAAUCAAAUAUCAUCCGAGAGCCAAACUUCUGUAAAUAAGAGAUCAAUAGAAUCUUUCCAGAUGCCUAAAAGUGCCAAAAGACUAAGGCUUGAUAGUGAAUCUCCGAUUGCAGAAAGUGUCAAAGACUGUUUCUCAGUCCCAGAAAAAAGCCUAGAUACACAGAAAGUAGAUGAAUCUUCCCAAAACUUUAGUUACUGUGAGCCACUCCCAGAUAUUGUGAAAGGCAAUAGUGUGGAUGAAGACAUCAUAACCAAUGCUCUAAAAAAAGUAGAAGAACUGUGUUUUGACCUGCUUCCUGUAAUAAGGAGUCAUAUUCAUGUAGGAACAAUUCCUAAUGUUCCAGUAAUGAGAAAUGAGGAGAAAGAAGUGAUUUAUGAUUUCAGCAGCUCAAAAAAAGGUUUAGCUGACCGUUUUUUACAUAUUCUUCUGAAAAAAAUAAAAUCUGGAAAGAGGUCUUUAGCCAGUUCAUAUCUUCAGGCUCUGUGCAGGGUGUAUGUGGGUUUGUGUCGUCAGCUUGGAGACAUUGAGAGAGCAAGAGUUCUUUGCUAUAGCAUACUUAAAGAAGAUUUUCCAGAUCCUGACAAACUGCUCCUGUUUAUCAUCAGUUCAUGGAAUGAUAUCCUGUCCCUGCAUGGAGUGCUCAGUAAGGCAAUUCAGGCCGUUCUUAAAUCCCUGGCAGUUGAUGAUGUUGGUUCUUGUCUGAGUGCUUAUCUGAAUUGGGAAAAGUGUCCACCAAUGAAUAGAAGUGUCCUUCUGAACAGUGUCCUUAUGGCAAUACAACUGUAUCCUGAUGUCCAAUUUCAUCAGAGUGAGAAGUAUGGAGAGGAUUUGACUGACAAUGUAUGGGAAUAUGUAUUUGCUGUUGAUCUCUUGUGUAGCCACCGUAAAUGGACUUGGACCCAUGAAAAUGUAAUAAGUAAAGAACUUUGGCCAAUAUUGGAUAAAUGGGUGAGACGUAAGAAGGGCAACCUGACUUUUCAAUUUGUCCCAGACAUAAUUGUUGCUACUGUGCUUCGUCUUGUUGGACACCUCUGUCAGAUGGGUUUGAAAGAAGGAUUUAUUACUGCUGUGAAAAACGUUACUUCUGUUAUCAUAACGUUCCUCAACCAUGCAAAUGAAGAAGGUGUACCUUGGGGUGUUCAGUUGGCGUCUGUAUAUAUGCUUUGUGACACUGCUCCUUGUGAUCCUGUCCUCAUUCACCAGACCCUUCUAACAUGGAAAGAGACUGCAAAAAACAACCUACCGCCAGCUGUAAUAAACCUUAUGCAAGAGACUGCCUCUUUGUGUGUUUCGAAUAAGUGAGUCACUGAGGUGUUAAAGAGGACCUGUGGUCACUCUGAAAACAAAACGUGUGACAGUAACCUGUACAUAACACUAUAGGAGGGCUGAUCACCUACCUGUUUCAUGAACAGUCCCUCCUGUUCCUCAUAUAUAGGCCUUUGUAGUCCCCUCUUGAGUAUCAAGGCAAUCUGUCAGAGGUGUGGGAACCUUGCUUAUUAUAUGGGCUGUGUUCCUGUGACUAUAGCCAGUGGAGGGGGAAGGUGGUGCAGAUUUAAUGAAGGGGUUGUAGGCAUGAUCUCCUGGGGUUGUAGUCAUGCUGUAAAUGGUUAUGUGAUCAGCCCUCUCUAUAGCUGUGCAGGUUACAGCACCUCAUUUUUAGCAGAGCAACCACAGGUCAAGAUUACUCAGCACUGAAGGGGAAAGUGCCUUUUUUCAGUUUCUUGUAAUAGUUUGCACUUUGAUAUUUAAGGAUAAAAAGCCAUUUUUUUUUUUUAUUUGUAAAUGUUUGUUUUGUUAAACCACAAAGCACAUAAAUCGUUGCAAGGUUGUAAAUGUGUAAAUUAUAACUGGCUUGUAAAGGUUUUGUAUAAUAAACGUAGCUCAACUUUUAUCUUUGGGAUGUUAACUUUAACAGAGUCCAACACAAGUGACCAACAGUGGUAUACGUUCCUUAUACAUGUAACCAAAUGUUAUUUUGGUCUUAACAACUGUAAUGAUUUAUAGACUAUCCCCAUAUCUAUCUGGUUUCCAUUAUGUUUUUCUAUAGCUAAUCCAUAGACAAGAACUAGCAACCUAAACUUUUAAAGUGUACCUACAUUUUUAGAGAACUUAUGACAUAUCGGAAAUUGUGACCAGUGAGGGUGCAGCUGCUGUCCCCUACAGAUCUCUAGAACAGUCAGGCACUUAGCUGAGCACUUUGCACCCUUUGUUUCUGCUCCACUUUCUUUGGAAAGCGGAGUUCAUGUAGUACAGACACCAUGACAGUCUUGUAAAGAUAGGCAGUCAUGGCAUCCGUACUUUGUGCACUUUGCUUUUCCAGGAAUGCUGAGCAGAAACUAAGGGGCAGAGUGCUCAGCUAAGUGCUUCAUUACCUUUGUUUUAGAGUUUAGGGGGUCUUGGCAGCCGAUACAUUUAAAAUAAUGCUGAAAUUGCCUACAUAAUAAUUGCACUGCUUGCUUCUUUGUAAGAUGGGUUAUUUUACAUGCUGUAUGCACUGUGUAAGCAGGAUCAAGGUGCUUACAUGCUGGGUGCACCUGCACAUUGCAAACCAUCUAAACGUCAGGCUCCUAUCACAUUAUGAAUACGGUUAUUGUGAACAUAGUAAUCUUUGAAAGGGGGAUAUUUAUCAAAACCUGUGUGGGAAAAAACAGGAUUGGUUGCUAUGGGCAACAGCUCCAAUUUUCCUCUGCACAAGUGUUAAUAAGUCUUCCCCAUAGUCUGUAUGACAGGGCAGUAUUAACGGAGACGCAGAGGAAUGGACAGAUCUCGCGGCUGGCUAAGGAGUGGAGCGCAAUGCCUUCUGCUUCCCUGGCUAAUAACAUACGAUUGCAGUGGGUCUUAGCAGGGAGACUCUGUGUUAGCAACAAGUUUUGACAUGUAUGAUCAACUUGUCAAAAGUUGGCUUUAAUGACUGUAACCCUUUAAAUGAAUAACUGAAGGAUAACAUAGGUAUAAAGCUACCUUCCUAUGUAGCAGAAAUGAUGCAGAUUUUCUAACUGUUCAAAUCUCAUCCACAUUGCUGAUCCUAUGUUCAAUUUGUGCUAUGUGGGAAUUUAUCCUUAUUGUCUGCUUCUUUUGAGCUAUUUAAAGAGAACCUGACACGUAGGACAUAUAGGCCCUCAUUUACUAUUCUAAACCCGACUUCUUUUGUCGGGUUUUUUUGUCGCAUCUUUGUCUGCGCCAUGUCGCAGACAUGGUGCGCCAGUCUGCGACACAAUGCGACAUUUUUUCCCGACUGACCCGAUGUGGAUUCUCCCAAACCCGAAAAAGGGGCGUAACCCGACAUUUCUGAGCUUUCCCACGUAUUUAUAAAGGUUUCCAACCCGAAUUUGUUGAAUUGUUGUGGAUUUUUUCCCGACAGCUCAGAGGAGUUGGAAACCAAAACCAACAAAACGCACGUGCGACAAACAAGAUGCGACAUAAUAAUAAAUACCAGGGGAAAAAAGCAAUCGGGUAAGAAAGCAAGAUAGACUUACAACCCGAUUUUCUAAGUAAAUGAGGGCCAUAGUGUAGUCUGCAAGGAAGUGAUUCAAUAGACCUGUUAACAGUUAUUGAUGUAAACCUCUGCUCAUUCAAUUAGGCAGUCCUACUCUGUGACUGACAGCUCUCUGUAUGUGCUUAUACACAGAUAGCUGUCAAUUACUAGGUAGCCUGCUGACAACUUGGCUAAGAAUGAGCAGUGGUUUAUAUGAAGUAAAAGUGGUUGUCCCACAAUCCCUUAGGAUAGGGGGUAAGUAUUUGAUUGCUGCAGGUCCAACAGCUGGAAUCCCCUGCAAUCUCCAAAUGGGACAUCAGACUGGAGCUAGAUAUAUAUAAAUUAUAUCUCUGCUUUGUAUCUCCAGCUCUGUAACAUGCUUCAUGAAUGCACUGCAUUUUUAAACCGACAGGUUUCUCUUCAAGGGUAUGUUCACACUGCGAAAUUUCUGUGGAAUUCCGCGCAGUGGACAUUAUCAUCAGUGUGAACCGCAGACCCAUUCACACUGAGCAAUUCCAGCGGCAGACAAUUCCGCCACUGAAAUUAUUUUUGGCAAAGAAGGAACAUGUUCAUUCUUUGUGCGGAAGUCGGUGAGCACUGCAUAGCAAUCAAUGGUAAGGGCGCAGUCCUACCACCAAAGUAUUUUCGGCGGUGGCCGCCAGAUGGAAUUCUGCAAGCGGAGAUUCCACAGUGUGAGCAUACCCUAAUGAAGCCUUUAUUGUAGCUUCUGUAAUAAUCAUUUUUCUACUCCCUGGUAUCAGAUGCAGCCUCUUUAGGUUAAAUAGCAGAGAGAUUCAUUUUUCUUCUCAUGUUGCUUUGUCUGAACUUUUUUUUUUUGUCUCAUUUCUAUUAUUCAAGAUGCUUAUGGAGCUGUUGUACUUGACAUUUCUCUGUUCUUAAAAAGGUUAUCCAGUGGAAUUGGGUAACUUCAUAUUGUCCCCAGGCUGCCACGAAAAUAACUUUUACCCCCCCUCCCUCGUAACCCCGGGAUCCAGGCGCCCCAUCUCCGGCCGGUCUCAGCUGACAGUCUGAUUCAGUGUAGCCCGCCAGAGCUGCAGACGUAAGGUCACCGCGCUGCUUCCACAAUCAUUGGCUGCAGCUGUGUACCACUUCUGCCACUGAUUGGCAGUGGCACUGUUCGUUCCCCCAGCUGUAGAAACUAUGCUUUGCAGCAAGGGGGGAAAGCAGUGAAACAGACUGGACACCUUGUUACCGGAGCUAUGAGGGAGAAGAGGAAGGAGAGUAAUAGUGUUUAUUUUUGUAUUCAGCCUUGGGACUAAACAAAAUUACCUAAUGCUACUGGAAACCUCCUUUUAAGUCAUUAGUCUAUUUAAUAGCAUUUAUACAA